AGGUCAAUUAUACUAAUUGGCAGCAAAUAAAAGCUAAAAAGAAAAACAAAAAUCAUCUAAAGCCUCACCGUCACGAUCUUUCCCUCUCUCCCUCUCCUCACUUGCUGGUGCUUUGUGUUGCAGAUUAGUUCGUCAGUGUUUUCCUCACCAUCCUUGACAGGAGGAUCCCAUGUAUCCAGCCAUAUUACGUGUCAAUUUCACCUUCUAAAAUUUUUGUGAGAAUCUGUUGACUGACUUGUCUUAAAAGAGUUCAAGUCAAGUGUUGUGCUGUCCUAAAUGAGUGCCAAUAUCUGGGCUUGUGACAAUUGAUAUCAGAGCAAAUGAUGAUCUGUGAACAGUGAAAAAGCAUGACAGUAUCUACUGCACGUCUUGAUGCCUUAGAGAAAAGGGUUGAAGAGCUUUUUACUAGGAUUAAUGAUUGCCCCACUCAUGAGGAAUUGAAAAUAAAGCUUGAGUCAGCUCUCCUGCGCAUUGACGCAUUAGAAAAGAGAAGUGAAUAUCUUUUGGCGGUGGUAGCCAGGGUAUCUGGGAGUGAGGGUGAGCCAAUAAAGCUUGAGGCCAUUCAAAAUUCUACCAAUAAAUCUAAGGGCAAAGGUGUGGCUAUAGAAUUUGAGGCCUAUCAACAUCCCAAAAAGUCAUCUCAAGGUAAGAGUGUGCCUAUAGAGCUUAAUGCUACCAAAAAGCCCAUUUUUGCAAGAAAUGCUCAAUUGAGGAACUCGGAGAGCAAGAUACGUGAAGUUGAGGCAGUAGCCUCUCGUAUGGAAGAUCUCAAGGAGAAAUUGAAGUCCAUCUCUGCUUCACGAAACUCUCUUAAAGAGUUUGUAGACAUUUCGAAAGUUGACGACAAAGAGAAUGGGAAGUUUUUUCAAGGUGAGCUACAAGAAUUGAGAGGAAAAGUAAACGUACUGAUGAAAGCGGUCAGCAAUCUUAACGGAGGCCACGGGGUAGGCAAGAUUGAAAUUCCUAUGCCAAAAGCCUUUAAUGGGGCUUGCGAUGCGGAAGAUGUAGGCAACUUCCUCUUUGACAUGGAUAUGUAUUUCAAUGCUACUAACUAUAAUUCUGAUGAAGGCAGGUUAGAAAUAGUACCCAUGUUUUUAAAGGACAAUGCAAAACUGUGGUGGCGCACAAAAAAGGAAACAACAAUCUUUGGACAGUGUACAAUAGCUAGUUGGGAUGACUUCAAGAAGGAAUUGAGGGCACGAUUUUACCCUGAGAAUGUAGCUAGAAGGAAGUUAAAUGAAAUCCAACAGACAGGGCCCAUUAGGGAGUAUGUGAAAGAGUUCUCGGUGUUAAUGCUAGACAUUAAUAAUAUGACACCAUCAGAUAGGCUAUUUUACUUUUUAAGGGGCUUAAAGCCAUGGGCACAGAGAGAGUUGUUGAGGAGAAAUUUGAAGGACCUCAGUGCAGCUGUGGAUGCGGCAAAUAGUCUAUAUGACUACUCCCACAUUGCUCACAAAAGGAAGUUUAAUCUUUCUCAGGUUUAGAUUGAGUGGGGGAGCAAACUAGAGCAACACCCCAUCAGGAAGAACAAGAAAGGAUGGUUGGAGUUUUGGGACAAAGGGGAAAGAUUGACUUAUGCAUUACUAAUAGAGUUUCAACGAUCAGAGUUUUAAGGCUAAGUACUAAUAGGAUUAAGUAUUAGGAUAAUUUGAUUUAUCGAAUGUUAUGAUUUCAUUUUGAGAACAACUAUUUGGUACUAAAUUUAACUUAUGAACAACAUCAUUUUCUUUUCUAUA
Messenger RNA from Manihot esculenta (cassava), 1736 nucleotides. RefSeq lists its product as uncharacterized. The transcript has 4 exons. Lineage: Eukaryota; Viridiplantae; Streptophyta; Magnoliopsida; Malpighiales; Euphorbiaceae. Bases 348 to 1484 code for a protein of 378 amino acids. The record is from RefSeq and is a predicted model, not a curated record.